UAUUCAUUUGCAACGUGUUUCAAUGGAAAGUUUGCUGCGGAUGUUCGGACCACCGGAACUCGGAUGGAAUCCGGAAACUCCUUCGGGUUGGACCAGAUUUCCACCGGGACCGGCGUUCCGAAAAAUGACCAUUUUAUGGAAAUGUAUGUACGCCAUGGAUAUGACGGACGGCAACCUACACUCCGUUCGACGGAGCAGGUGGAACGGCAGUUUGAUUCUUCUGGAUUUUCAGGAAUUGCAACGGGACUGGAUUUUAGCAGAGACAAAGUUACAGGCAAAGACCUCAACAACCGCUCUUGUUGCUUCCGUGUACCAGAAACCGUUGCGCCACGGAGAACCAAUUCAUGUUCCAGCUCGUCUACUGUGAGAUGGGCACCGUUCAUCGGCUGGUACUGGAGAAGCAGAUGUGCCAUUUCCAUUUCGUGGAAUUGCUCAGUGGAAGACAUGAAUAUGGACGAUAAAAGAACACAGCUGAUAUUCAACUGAAAACCCAAUUAAACUCAACUACACUUGUACACAAAACUCAAUGGUUUUAAUUCAAACUGCCUGGUUUACCGUAGAUUUAGUUCAGCAAAUGUUUAAUGUAAGGAA
Molecule: messenger RNA, 591 nt
Organism: Uranotaenia lowii
Lineage: Eukaryota; Metazoa; Arthropoda; Insecta; Diptera; Culicidae
Exons: 3
Coding region: 23-367 (114 amino acids)
Source: RefSeq, a predicted model, not a curated record